This is a messenger RNA of Pygocentrus nattereri (red-bellied piranha), 1019 nucleotides long. RefSeq lists its product as uncharacterized. The coding region runs from base 40 to 645 and encodes 201 amino acids. The record is from RefSeq and is a predicted model, not a curated record. The transcript has 7 exons. NCBI's taxonomy places the organism in Eukaryota, Metazoa, Chordata, Actinopteri, Characiformes, Serrasalmidae.
UCUCUCCAUUACACUCUCAGCUUCUCAAACUCCCCAACAAUGAAGACGCUGGUCACUCUGAUGCUCGUCUACAUGCUUUUCUCAGAAGCUUUACAGGGUUCUGCAGCUCUGAGGUGCUACCAAUGUGACAGCCUGCCAUGUAAUCCUAGACCUGUGGUGUGUUCGCCGCAUGAAGAUCGCUGCAUGCACAUCGGACAUAUGCGUUCAACGUUUUCCAUGAAAGUGUGUGGAACCCAGGCUGCCUGUGAUUCAGCAGGGAGAACGGCAACAUGUUGUGACACUGAUCUGUGUAACAAAGAUUUACCGGCUGCUAAAUUGCUGAAGUGCUACCAGUGUCUGGGGCUGACAUGUGUUGAUCAACUUGUGGAGUGUACAGUUUUAGAAGAUCGCUGCUUUUCUGCGACCCCAUUUGUUUUAAUGGGCCACAGACAUACGGCAAAAGGAUGUACGAACAAGGCUAAGUGUUACGAACAAAGCGAUGCGAUGACGUGCUGUGACACUGAUCGGUGUAACGGUGAUCAAAGUGUUAAGCUGAGGCGCUCAGUCCCAAGUGAGAAUUCUGCUUACGAUUUACAGACUCCUAGAUUAGCCAGUGGAAGAGAAACCGACAGUGAGGAGGACGAGAGGUCCAGUGGCCGAGACUAAAUUUAUUGUACUGAAUCAUACUGUAAAGGGAUGUUCUUUCAAGACUUGGUGUGAGGCAACCGAAACAGAUGCAGUGUGCUGUGAGUGGAACCUGUGUAAUGGUUAAGCUGAGGCUCUUCAUCAUGCUGGCUCCUCUGAUCUCCUCCAUCCUCUUCAUCUGAUCUCUCUGCUGCUCCUCUCUCAGUGAUUCAUCUCUUACUAGAGGAACAGAAAUAUUGUAAAUAUAGUGUCUGGAAUAAUUAGAUAGUUUUCCUACAUUUAAUUUCUCAGCUGUACUUUCAGAUCAAAUAUGAUGAAUGUUAUAGAUUAGAAUAGAUUGUACUGUAACAUCUGUAACAUCUGUGUAUCAAUAAAUGUGAUGACCACAAGCAAGA